AUGAGGGUCGGAAUCUUUCUGUAUUUCGUUUACACGUGUGGGUUCUACGCUUGUUAUGCCGAUGAAUCCCUACCAGAAGGAUGUACGCUAGAUGUUGCCAAACCUGAUUGUUCCAAAUACACUCAAAUAGACUGUCAAAUUGACGAUGUACAAACACAUGUACUGUUUCCAAACUCUAAAACAAUUGAAAGAAUCACGGAUGGAGAUGUAACUAUAUGGAAUGUAGACCAAAAACAUGAAAGAUUUGUAUAUUGUAUUGUAUUCCUCAGGGGUGAUAAACCGGAAUUCUUACACGUAGUAAAGGAAACACAAUCUGGUCUGUUUAACAUCGCAUACGAAAAGUUUAAAGAAGAUGAAUGGGAGGUUUCCAAGGCUAAAUUCAACGAUAAGGUGCUCAAGUUGAGGAGUGUCUAUCAAAACCCGUCAACAUUCUCUCUUGACGUAUCUACUAAUCAAGAUAGUCCAAAUUGUACAGUCAUUGACACCAUGCUAUUUGGGAUUGCUACCCGUGUCUAUGCUCCAAAAGGCUAUCAUCAUGCCACUGAGGUUCUUCAUGGAUGGACGUCUCUGUGGAGAGCCGUUGGAGGUGAAAGAUGUAUUUUGGUCAUGGCUCACUUUGAGAAUGGAAACAUUUCCAUGGUUGAUCUCUGGUUAAGAGGGAGGAACAACCUCGUGAAGCACCAGUAUUGGCAAAGGGUAGAUGAUGGCUGGAAGGCUGUAGAUAAGACUGUUUAUAAUCAUUUCUUCAAGAGUUUAUCGCACAAAUCUCUUCAGGGUUCUGAAUUCUUUAUUGUAAAUACUUUGAAUCCAGAUGAGAGUAAUUUCAACAAUGUCUCAUGUUCAUUAUGCAAAUUGUCCAAUAAUAUUUCGUCCUGA
Molecule: messenger RNA, 876 nt
Organism: Theileria equi strain WA
Lineage: Eukaryota; Apicomplexa; Aconoidasida; Piroplasmida; Theileriidae
Exons: 1
Coding region: 1-876 (291 amino acids)
Source: RefSeq, a predicted model, not a curated record